UGCAUAAAAUAUGUAUAUCAUGCUAUAACAACACAUUUAUUAAUAAAUAUCUAGAUAAAGAAAAAUGCUUAUAAUUUUACUAUGCCAGUCACACUUUUUGUCGCUACAAGACUCAUCAGAGAGGCUUCAAAUUAAAACAAUUGUAUACGUAAGGACAAAUAGUGUACAACAUUGAAAAGCUGCUUGAGGACCAAAAUGCCCAAAAGGGUUUCUCCAUACAGCUAAGGUAAUCAGUUCCCUAGGUAGACAAAUUCUUAGUAUUUAUAUAACUGAUUAAUCUUUUUUGGGGGGUAUUUGUUAGAAUCUUGAAAAGGAUUUACAUCUUUUUUAUUUUUCAAUAGGGAAAACAAUGAUAACAGCAUAUCAACACCUAAGCUGAUGCCAGGACAAAAUAAGGAAUAUAGAACUCCAGAUGAGGCAUUUAAUGCCUUAAGGUCCAAUGAGAGAAGAAUUAAAUCCAUGGCUAUCAAGCAGAUAGUUAAGAACAUCAGAAAGUUAGCUGAUCUGCAAACAAUAGAUCUCUCCCUUAUAUUUUGUGUAAGGGAUGAGGUGCAGAAGAGGCAACUAAUAAAAUAUUGUGGCCAUGGAGAAUUUCUCCACAGACUAAAAAAUGUUGAGCCUGUGCUUAAACAGGAGGAAUUCGUCAAAUCAACAAGUUAUGAGGAAUUCCUUCCAAAAGUACAGGCUCAACCUAUAAAGUUUGUGACACCAUCCAAAUUGUCAUGUGGGCCUGGUGUGUCAAAAAACUUGGCACACCAACAGAAACAACAACUGGAGGAUACUGAAGUCAUUCCAGUUGAAAAUGAAACGUCAUUUACAUUAGAAAUAAAUUCUCCUAAACAAAAGCAGAAGAAAAAGAAAAGCCAACCUGCAAAAAGAAAACUGAUAAAUGAAUCAGGAGAAAGGGAUGACAAUGAGGAUGAUGAAAUUGGGGAAACAAUUAACAUGAUUAGUGAGACCAAUGAACCUGAGCUUAUACAACACAUAGAGCCUUCCACUUCUAAGCAGAAAAGAAAGAAAGGCAAAACUCAACAGAAAAAACAGGCUGCAAAACCUAAAUUGAUCUAUGAUUCAAAAGAAAUGAAUGAAAUAGAGAAGGAUGUCACUGAGGAAGUGAAUACUGAUGUUAGUGAACCUGUGCUGUCUGAAGCUAUAGAGCAGAUCUCCAUUAACAAUCAAGACCAGCAAGGUGCUACAGAAAGAGAUGACCAAGAUAUGCCAAUCAUUAAAGCCCCAGAAAAAAAGAAACGAAGAAAUACUAAAAAAAUAGAUCAAAGAACUCCUUCCAAUGACCAUAUAGACCAGGAUGUAUCAAGAGACAUCCAAAAUGAUUCAAAUUCCCAACUUGAUCAUGAUGUAACUGCAGAGGAAGAUACAGAAACAACAUGGGAGAUAAACUCCUAUUAUGCAGUUGCAUUUGAGGAUCGAUGGUAUCCAGGAGUGGUGACUGCCAUCGAAGGAGACAACAAGGACUGGGCCUCCAUUAAAUACAUGCACCCUAGUGGUGAAAAUUUUAAAUGGCCCGGCAAAGAAGACUCUGCAUUAGCACAUAUAAAUGCCAUGCUCUGCAGAGUCAAUGUUAAUAGCUUGGCAAAUGGUCGUUUAUGGACAGUGGCCAAUAUUGACAAAAUUGAUGAUUUAUACAAAAGUCAAUCAGAACUACAAAUUGUUGAAAUUGAUUAUCAAUAGACUAUGUCGUUACUGUUUAUAACAUGCAUCAAAUUCUAUCAAAGAUUAAAAUCAUUUCAAAGUGAAUUGUC
Mytilus californianus (California mussel) is the source of this 1760-nucleotide messenger RNA. RefSeq lists its product as uncharacterized. The coding region runs from base 379 to 1689 and encodes 436 amino acids. Lineage: Eukaryota; Metazoa; Mollusca; Bivalvia; Mytilida; Mytilidae. The record is from RefSeq and is a predicted model, not a curated record. The transcript has 10 exons.